This is a messenger RNA of Eubalaena glacialis (North Atlantic right whale), 2100 nucleotides long. RefSeq names its product peroxisome proliferator activated receptor alpha (gene PPARA). NCBI's taxonomy places the organism in Eukaryota, Metazoa, Chordata, Mammalia, Artiodactyla, Balaenidae. Gene Ontology annotation, molecular function: zinc ion binding; RNA polymerase II cis-regulatory region sequence-specific DNA binding; nuclear receptor activity. Bases 294 to 1700 code for a protein of 468 amino acids. The transcript has 8 exons. Gene Ontology annotation, cellular component: nucleus. Gene Ontology annotation, biological process: hormone-mediated signaling pathway; negative regulation of inflammatory response; positive regulation of transcription by RNA polymerase II. The record is from RefSeq and is a predicted model, not a curated record.
CUCUGCCCGGCGCCGCCUCCCUCGGCGCGCUCGCCCCGCGGACCGGCAGGCGGCGGACCGGCAGGCGGAGGGCCGCGGCCCCAGGUGGUGGAGAGUUGGGGAGAAUCCAGAGGACAUACCGUUGUAGUCAUUUCGUCCUUUACCUUCUUACUGCCAAGGCUGCUGUGAAAGGCCCUGCCUCUGCUGUGAAGUAACAGUUUGUGGCCAGGCAAGUCCAGAACCAAGACGUUGCCAUCACAGGUAAAUAGAAGGAACGUGGAGCCCGGCGGUGGGACCAGCUCUAUCCAGUCGAGAUGGUGGACACGGAGAGCCUGAUUGGUCCCCUCUCCCCACUCGAGGCUGAUGAUCUGGAAAGUCCACUCUCUGAAGAAUUCCUGCAAGAAAUGGGAACCAUUCAAGAGAUUUCUCAGUCCAUUGGUGAGGACAGUUCUGGAAGCUUUAGUUUUACAGAAUACCAGUAUUUAGGAAGUGGUCCAGGUUCAGAUGGCUCCGUUAUCACAGACACCCUCUCACCAGCCUCGAGUCCCUCGUCCAUCUCUUACCCUGUGGUUCCUGGCAGCACCGAGGAAUCGUCCAGUGUAGCACUGAACAUCGAGUGUAGAAUCUGUGGGGACAAAGCCUCGGGCUACCAUUACGGAGUUCACGCAUGUGAAGGCUGCAAGGGUUUCUUUCGGAGAACUAUUCGGCUAAAGCUGGCAUAUGACACAUGUGACCGUAGCUGCAAGAUUCAGAAAAAGAAUCGUAAUAAGUGCCAGUAUUGUCGUUUUCACAAGUGCCUUUCAGUUGGGAUGUCCCAUAAUGCAAUUCGUUUCGGACGAAUGCCAAGAUCUGAAAAAGCAAAAUUGAAAGCAGAAAUCCUUACAUGUGAACAUGACCUAGAAAAUUCCGAAACCGCAGAUCUCAAAUCUCUCGCCAAGAGGAUUUACGAGGCCUACUUGAAGAACUUCAACAUGAACAAGGUCAAGGCCCGGGUCAUCCUCGCGGGAAAGGCCAGCAACAAUCCGCCUUUUGUCAUACACGACAUGGAGACGUUGUGUAUGGCCGAGAAGACUCUCGUGGCCAAGCUGGUGGCCAACGGCAUCCAGAACAAGGAGGCAGAGGUCCGCAUCUUCCACUGUUGCCAGUGUACGUCUGUGGAGACGGUCACGGAGCUCACGGAAUUCGCCAAGUCCAUCCCGGGGUUCGCAAACUUGGACUUGAACGACCAAGUCACUUUGCUGAAAUAUGGAGUUUACGAGGCCAUAUUUGCAAUGCUGUCUUCUGUGAUGAAUAAAGACGGGAUGCUGGUAGCAUAUGGAAAUGGUUUUAUAACUCGUGAAUUCCUAAAAAGCCUAAGAAAACCAUUUUGUGAUAUCAUGGAGCCCAAGUUCGAUUUUGCAAUGAAGUUUAAUGCACUGGAGCUGGACGACAGUGAUAUUUCCCUUUUUGUGGCUGCUAUAAUUUGCUGUGGAGAUCGGCCCGGCCUUCUAAAUGUGGGACACAUUGAAAAAAUGCAGGAGGGUAUCGUGCACGUGCUCAAACUUCACUUACAGAGCAACCAUCCCGACGACGUCUUUCUCUUCCCAAAACUCCUGCAAAAGAUGGCAGAUCUGCGGCAGCUGGUCACGGAGCAUGCGCAACUGGUGCAGGUGAUCAAGAAGACGGAGUCCGACGCCGCCCUGCACCCGCUGCUGCAGGAAAUUUACAGGGAUAUGUACUGAUUUCUUGGAAACGCACACAAAAAAGAAACUUUUCAAGCGUUUUUAAAGGCGACAGCACUACAAGUGAGAGACGGGAGCAACGCAACUUUGCACAAGUGUCACCAUUUGAACCUGGGACGAAGGAAAGUAUAAGCUCUAGGUAACCGGAAUCCUGUUCCAUGUUUCUUUCCUUUUUUAACCACUGCUUCAAGAAAUGCGGGUGAUAAACAGCUAUUAGUCAGGACUUGGAAAAUGAAGCAGAAUGGUGUUCAGUGGUCUGAUUUAAUGCACCCGAUGUGAAUCAAUGCAGAUUUCUUUGUCACAUUAGGAAUUUACUGGUGAAUUAACCUCAAAAUACGUGGCCUGUCUUCCCUUUUCACCACCUUUUGACUGUUGUGCUUCUUUAUAAUUUUGAAAACUA